CUUUUGGUUUUUUAUAUUUCCUAAAAGCAUUCUGUUUCUUUCUCCUUUUUUUUUUAUUGUAAAUGAAAUCUCUAUCAUUUAUUGCUUUUACCUUUAUAGCAGCAGUCAAUGCUGCUAAUGUCACAUUCAAGGUCAUUGCUCCUUCUGCCAAAAGCUCUGUUCAGGUCAACGUGAAUGGUUCACUGACAGAUCUUAAGGCUAAAGACCCCGAUGUUCCUCUAUACAUUGGCUCUGCCAAUUUGGAUGAUGGUCAAUCGUAUAAAUAUGUCGUUGACGGUACUGCCGAAUCAUUUGAUCGUAAAUUAAAUGGAACAUCAACAAAGAACGAGUUCUUUGAGCGUCCUAUUACUUAUGCUACUCACAUUCCCGAAUUACCUAGCAUUCUUCAGGAAGGUAGCUGGACCCGUGGUGCAACGGAUGAUCCUAUCUGGGAUAGCAACUAUAUUCCUACCAUCUUUGUUACCGGACAACAAGAGCAAAUGAAUGAUUUAAUUGAGAAUGUGCCCAAAACGACUUAUCAAGCAAAAAUUACUUUUAUUGGUCCAGACAAUGUCACCACAUUCGAGAACUGUACAUUUGGUCUCCAUAGACCAGGUCGUAAGCACAAUGAUGCUAAGCAAUCUUGGAUUUGGGCUCUUCCCGAAGGCCAAUUCAUGGCUAAGCGUAAUUGGUUCAAGAUUAGACAUAUGGAAGAAGACCCUACUCAGUUACGUGAAAAGCUCUAUGCUGAUAUUGCUCGUAAAAUGGGUACCUAUGCUAAUGAAGCCAACAUGAUUCGAUUCUUUAUCAAUAAGGAAGGCAUGGGAACCUUCAAUAUGCUUGAUGAUGUCGUUAUGUACUCAUACAUCAAUGCCAUGUUCUACAAUGGUAAUACUCCUGAACAGUUUGGUGGUCUUUAUGAUGGUGCCUCUGGUGCUUCCUUCCAAUAUCCUGGUAACAUGGACAGCUUCGUUCCUAAUGUUGAAUCUCCUCUUGAUCAAGAUGCCUUGAUACCCUUCGCCAAAUCAUUUGCUAGCGUUGAUUUCUCCAACGAUGAUCAAGUAAAGGCUAUCUCUGAAUACUUUGACUACGACCAAUUCCUUCGUUUCAUGGUUUUGGAAUUCCUUACUGCCGAUUGGGACGGCUACUGGCAAGAACAAACUAACGAUGGUGCCUAUAUUGAUGUUAAUGACAACAACAAGGUCUACUAUCUUGCUCAAGACUUUGAUGCCACCUUUGGUGUCAACCUCGAUCAACCUCGUGAAUUCGUAAACACACCUUACACCGAUUUCCCAACCAAGUUCCCCAAUGCUGUUGUCAUUAACAACCUCCUCAAGAACCCCUCAAUCAAAUCUACCUUUGAAAAGUACCUGACAACGACUGUUCAAGAAAUCUUUAACAAUGCCACUCUCGGCCCAUUUGUCCUCGCUCGCCACGAAUUCUACGCUCCUGAUCUCAAAUGGGACCGCUCUAUCAAGCAACGAUCUCCCGGUAAUAUCUUUGGUUGGACCUUUGAACAAACUUAUGACAACUUGUUUGAAGGUGUCAGUGCUUCUGGAGGAACUGGCGGUGGCGCUGAAUGGGGUCUUCUCGAAUGGGUCGCUGCCAAAGAAAGUGCUGUCAGAAAGGCUCUCAACUUGUCUCAGAAGGUAGCCAUUGCUGCUGCUUCUGAGCCUCCUGCUGCAAGCUCUGUUGCCAAGGCACCUGUCUCCUCUUCGCCUGUCGUAUCCUCUUCAUCAUCUCCUGUCCCUGGCAAGACUAACAAGGCACAGGCUGUCCCUGCCAACGUCAACAAAGAAGCAGCUAGUGUCACCUCAUCUGCACACAAGGUUGUGCCUCAAAUUCUUUCUGUUAUGAGCAUUGCUUGUGCUUUGUUUCUUUUUUAUUAGAUGAUAUCAUCCACUUUUAAUUAUCAAAUCUGUAAUAUAAUAAUAAAGUAGCUCAUAGUGUACUGAAAUGAUAGCACCAUUAUGAUCACCAC
Messenger RNA from Rhizopus microsporus ATCC 52813, 1960 nucleotides. RefSeq lists its product as uncharacterized. The transcript has 3 exons. Lineage: Eukaryota; Fungi; Mucoromycota; Mucoromycetes; Mucorales; Rhizopodaceae. The record is from RefSeq and is a predicted model, not a curated record. The coding region runs from base 63 to 1868 and encodes 601 amino acids.